UUAAAUUUUAUUUUGAAUGAGUGUUAAAUACGUGCUAGUACGCUGCACUGAGUAAAGCAAGCAAGUUGUCCUAAAACGACUGAUCACGAAAAAAUGACAGCCAGAGAAGCCUCGUAAUUGAAUGUCUUCCGCAGUCCUCCUUAUCACCGGAAAUGAAAUCCAGAAAGAAAUGUAUAUAUACAUAUAUCUUCCGAGUCGCUCCCUGAAGGCAGUCGCCACCCAGAGCCACACCGAUGGGGAUGCUGCGAGCCGUGCUGCUGACGGGGUCUGUGCUGGUGCUGCUGGUGCUUCUGCCAGCCCCGCCCCAAGCCGAGGCCGCCGCAACGCGUGAAAUCGUCAAUGAUCCAGACCACCCCAACACGUGCUUUAUAAAGGAAGUUGGCAUACGCGUGGAGGAGGGGCACAGCUUCCAGCUGCCGGGCUGCGCGGAGGUGUCCUGCGAGAAAGUUCCGGGAGUGGGCACGGCCAUUACCUAUGUCUCGUUUGCGGAAUCCAGCGAGGUGUUACGGUGCUCGCCACAGCCACGGGAAGGUAAGAAACGUGGUGGUGACGUUAGCUAAGAGCGAUCCACCGCC
Molecule: messenger RNA, 575 nt
Organism: Eriocheir sinensis (Chinese mitten crab)
Lineage: Eukaryota; Metazoa; Arthropoda; Malacostraca; Decapoda; Varunidae
Exons: 3
Coding region: 234-560 (108 amino acids)
Source: RefSeq, a predicted model, not a curated record